ACACGCACAUACAUUGCCGCCCUCACAAAACUUAUACACACGCACCAUCAUAUCACUGUUUGUUUAAGCUUGUAAAAGUUUAAUGAUUCUAUACAACCGACAAUUUCACGAGAGUUUAAAUCAAAUUUAUUGUAGCUAUCCGUUAACAAUAUUUACGUUCCGACCCCCGCGCGGGCCCCACAAGAAACCAUGUGUAUGCUCACUGCUGAACAUCGACGCUUGCUAAACUCUUGCUACUGACCCCAUCUAAUAACAAUGGCUGCUGCAGACGUUAGCAGGGAUAUUGCUGAUAUUGAGAGUAUCCUGGCUUUGAACCCGAGAGUCCUUCACAGCGCCAGUUUAGUACCCAGUGCAGCCACCAAGCAGAACAGGAAACACUGGAAAAGGAACCAGGACAAAGGAUGUUCGUCUUGUGAGCCCAAAGAGAAGAAUUUUUCUGACAUCAAACACACAACCCUGAGUGAACGAGGGGCUCUGAGAGAAGCAUCAAGAUGUUUGAAGUGUGCAGAUGCUCCCUGUCAGAAGAGUUGUCCAACACAGCUGGACAUAAAGUCAUUCAUAACAAGUAUAGCAAACAAGAACUUCUACGGAGCAGCUAAGUCCAUUUUGUCAGACAAUCCUCUUGGCCUUACUUGUGGUAUGGUCUGCCCGACCUCUGACCUCUGUGUUGGUGGUUGUAACCUGUAUGCCUCUGAAGAAGGACCAAUAAACAUCGGAGGAUUACAGCAGUUUGCCACUGAAGUAUUCAAAGCUAUGAAGAUUCCACAGAUUCGUGAUCCAGGGUUGCUUCCCCUUGAAGAGCUGCCUGAGAGUUACCAGACCAAGGUGGCUCUUGUGGGCUGUGGGCCUGCUAGCAUCAGCUGUGCCACCUUUCUGGCGCGCCUCGGCUAUUCAAAUCUCACUAUAUUUGAGAAGAAUGAUUAUAUAGGGGGACUGAGUUCCUCCGAGAUUCCUCAGUACCGUCUUCCCUACAGUGUGGUCGAUUUUGAAGUGGAGCUGAUGAAGGAUGUUGGAGUCAAGGUUAUGAAUGGCAAGGCUUUGUCAACUAAAGAUCUCACACUGGAGGGUUUGAAGGGGCAGGGAUAUGAGGUGGUGUUCCUCGGCACCGGCCUCCCAGAUUCAAAGAGGAUUCCGAUUUUCAAAGACCUGACAGAAGAUAUGGGAUUUUACACUUCGAAGGAUUUUCUGCCCAAGGUAUCCAGAGCCAGCAAAGCAGGUAUGUGUGCCUGUAAGAGCCAGUUGCCAGCAUUGAAGGGAAAAGUGAUCGUCCUAGGUGCUGGGGACACUGCAUUUGAUUGUGCUACCUCUGCAUUGCGAUGCGGCGCCAAAAAGGUGUAUGUGGUGUUCAGGAAAGGAUUUACCAACAUCAGGGCUGUUCCAGAGGAGAUGGAGCUGGCUAAGGAGGAGAAGUGUGAGUUCCUGCCAUUUAUGUCACCACGCCAGGUGAUGAGAAAGGGUGGUCAAGUGUCAGGGAUGGAGUUUGUGCGAACAGAGCAGGAUGAUGACGGAAACUGGGUGGAGGAUGAAGAAGAGACAAUCAGAAUAAAGGCAGACUAUAUCAUCUCGGCAUUUGGAUCAGGAUUGUCAGAAUCCGAGGUGGUGGACGCUAUGAAGCCUAUCAAGUUCAACAACUGGGGGUUACCCGAGGUCAACACUGACACCAUGGCAACCAGUGAACCGUGGGUAUUCUGUGGGGGAGACUUGGCUGGUGUCGCCCAGACUACAGUGGAGUCUGUCAACGACGGCAAGACUGCCUCCUGGUACAUCCACAAAUACCUCCAGUCCCUCCAUGGUCUGCCAGUCCCUGCAGUACCAAGCCUGCCUAAGUUCUUCACAGCGAUUGACUCUGUAGAUGUCUCAGUGGAAGUGUGUGGCCUUAAGUUCCCCAACCCCUUUGGUCUGGCCAGUGCCCCUCCCACCACUAGCAGUGCCAUGAUACGCAGGAGCUUUGAACAAGGUUGGGGGUUUGCCCUCACCAAAACCUUUGCCCUCGACAAGGAUAUUGUGACAAAUGUUUCUCCAAGAAUUGUUCGUGGGACAACAUCAGGCUACCUGUAUGGCCCUGGCCAGGGUGCAUUCCUCAAUAUAGAGCUGAUCAGUGAGAAAACUGCUGCCUACUGGUGUCAGAGUGUCACAGAACUGAAGAGAGACUUCCCUGACAAGAUCCUGAUUGCUAGUAUCAUGUGUGCGUACAGUAAGGAUGACUGGAUGAUAUUAGCAAAGAUGGCUGAGGAAUCUGGUGCUGAUGCCCUUGAGCUGAACCUGUCAUGUCCCCAUGGUAUGGGGGAGAAAGGCAUGGGACUGGCUUGUGGACAGGAUCCUGAGAUGGUUAGAAACAUCUGUCGCUGGGUACGAGAUGCCAUUAAGAUCCCUUUUUUUGCCAAGCUGACACCAAAUGUGACGAAUAUUGUUCUCAUAGCUAAGGCUGCAUAUGAAGGUAAAGCUGAUGGGGUCACAGCAACUAACACUGUUUCUGGCCUGAUGGGACUGAAAGUCGAUGGAGCUGCUUGGCCAAGUAUUGGCAAGUCUAAACGCACCACAUAUGGUGGAGUUUCUGGUAAUGCCAUUCGACCAAUCGCCCUCCGAGCGGUGUCAGCCAUUGCUAAUGCUAUCCCAGGGUUCCCCAUUCUGGCCACAGGAGGUAUUGAUUCUGCUGAGGCUGGUCUUCAGUUUCUACAGGCUGGAGCAUCAGUAUUACAGGUGUGUAGUGCAGUACAGAAUCAGGACUUUACCCUGAUCGAGGACUAUGUUCUGGGACUGAAGGCGCUGCUCUACCUCAACAGCCUCGAGGACCUGUCCAACUGGGACGGACAGAGCCCCCCUACACAGCAGCACCAGAAGGGCAAACCUGUUGUCAAACUAGCAGACCUUGUUGGUCAGAAACUCCCGUCUUUUGGUCCAUAUGCCGAGCAGAAGGCAGAAAUAUUGGCCAAACACUUCAAAGAUGUAGACAUUCUAGGUAAAGAGUUCCAGCCUCCUCCAAACCGUCCAGCCAACGUACCAAAGAAGCCAGUUCCUAGUGUCCAGGAGGUCAUUGGUAAGGCACUGCCAAUGAUUGGAUCCUAUGGUGACCUAAACAACAAGGAACAGGUGGUGGCCCUCAUUGAUGAGGACAUGUGUAUCAACUGUGGCAAGUGCUACAUGACUUGUAACGACUCGGGCUACCAGGCCAUCAAGUUUGACCCUGAAACUCACCUGCCAAACGUCACCCAAGACUGUACAGGCUGUACGCUGUGUCUGUCUGUGUGUCCCAUCAUUGAUUGUAUCACCAUGGUGAAGCGUACAGCACCCUACAUACCAAAACGAGGGAUCCCCCUCAACACAGGUUUCAACACCAUGCCUGGGGUCCUCCUGGAGACUAACUAGGGAGUGUGCCCGCUCACACACAUACUUCUGCCUCGUGGGGACAAUCUCAGCCAAUUGUGGGCAUUAUCGACCAGGAGUGAAAAAUCUCUAAAACAUUUGGACAAGAUUGUUAUAAACAAAAGUGUUUUGUGAUCACAAAAACUAAAUUGCAGCCUGAUCAUUUUAUUAAUCAGAACAAAACAGCAUCUUUCAAUGUCUUUUUAUCUCACCUGGGCUGUUGGCCGUCCGUCGUCAACUUUUUACUUUAAACAACUUCUUAUCAAUAACCAAGAGACCCAGGCUGAUGAUUUUUAGAUCACCUGGCACAAAGUUUUUUAGUUAUAUUGCUUUAAAGUAAAGAAAAUUUUAUGCCACAAAAAAAAUAUAGGUUAUCAGAAUUUU
Messenger RNA from Mizuhopecten yessoensis (Yesso scallop), 3747 nucleotides. Its product is annotated as dihydropyrimidine dehydrogenase [NADP(+)]-like. Gene Ontology annotation, molecular function: dihydropyrimidine dehydrogenase (NADP+) activity; uracil binding; NADP binding. Gene Ontology annotation, cellular component: cytoplasm; cytosol. The coding region runs from base 256 to 3366 and encodes 1036 amino acids. Gene Ontology annotation, biological process: uracil catabolic process; thymine catabolic process. NCBI's taxonomy places the organism in Eukaryota, Metazoa, Mollusca, Bivalvia, Pectinida, Pectinidae. The transcript is spliced from 23 exons. The record is from RefSeq and is a predicted model, not a curated record.